Molecule: messenger RNA, 3075 nt
Organism: Ceratina calcarata
Lineage: Eukaryota; Metazoa; Arthropoda; Insecta; Hymenoptera; Apidae
Exons: 3
Coding region: 257-1090 (277 amino acids)
Source: RefSeq, a predicted model, not a curated record
CAAGGCAGUGACCCCGCAAUUAACGACAUGCUGCGUGGAAUUUUAACGGACGGCAAUUAAAGAUUUCGUAAUAGUAAAAAGAAAGAGAAAGUAGAGAAAUGUUUCGGCAGAUACAUAUGUAAAUAGAUACGUACUUGCACGCUGUACACGUUUCCUGCGACCGACAAGACUUCGCUCUUAGAGCUGUUACUUCUAUACGAUAUAAAAAGGACGCAAAGUGCACGGUGACGUUUUAGUUCCCUUAAAACCUUUCAGAAUGUCAGCCGAUGCUACCUUUUACUUGGCAACGUUUGUCUGCUUGACCAGUGGUAUUUUCGCAACAGAGCUACCCCGAGUUAGUAAACCGUUGACAAGUUUACAACCGCCGUCUCUCGAUUAUCUUCCGGCUACAAAUAAUGUCUCUCCAAAACUUCCUCGCACUCUUUUCAUCGCCGAAGCAUCGGACAAUGGCUUAAGGAAAGUUGGAGCGUCAGGUAAAAGCUUCACGGAAGGACAAGUCCAGGGAGGAUACUCGUACCUGAGACCAUUGUUAGUCAAUCUUGAGUUGCCCGUCAAAGACCAAACGAUCAUACCUGUCGUGGAUAAACAACGAUUGGCGGAAGUGCAGCGUUCCGGAACAACAGCGAUAGUGAAACCGGCUAAAUCAUCGAGGUCGAGUAUCAGAGCGAAGCUGCAAGCGAACCAAGAGGUCGAAUAUCAGCCCCACGUUCCGCAACGAUCGUCCUCGUAUCAAGUUGUGGAAGAGCACGAUGAAUACCUAACGAACGAUUCGGAUCAUGCAGGAUUGCCCCAUCGUGGGAAGGCUCAGACAACGAAUCCCCAUCGUAAUUCGCAAGACAUAACGACGGCCAUCAAAGCCCUCGAUCACUUCCUGAGCAGGGCUCUGAAUGAUGAUAGUUACAACAGCGCGCUACAUCCACCGCCCAAUCCUGUUUUAGCCCUCGUCCUGUCCCGAUACGGGCGAUACGUGCCCGGAGCACGAAACCCUCGCGUGUACGCGCACAUGGCAGUAAACAAUAUUCACAACAACAAACCUUUCGGUAGCUACAAGUUAGAAUGCGACGAGCUGCCUACUUACGUGCGACGGUAAUACUGGCAGAACCUUCAUUAGGAAAAUUCUUAUACUUUAGACCCGACAAAACUAAGAAUUAGUUAGGGAAAAUAAAUGAAGGAUGUUAAUAAGCAAGAUUAAAAUGCUAAUAACACUGUAGAUAGGAGAAUUGUACAGCUUGUCUCAGUAUUGAUGGUGCAACUAUAGAGGGAAUAACUGUGCAUGAGAAAAUAAGUUGGAAUGUGGAAUAAAUCUUUUUUUUGGAGCUUUGCUUUCGAGAAAAUCGACUUUUCCUUCGAGUAUGCACUUGACUAUGUCGUGGUUAAACAGAUCUUGAUACAAACCAUAUGUCGUAGAUUUCUCAGUAGUAAUAAAGCAUAUAGUUCUUAGUUCUCUGAAAGCCAAAGUGAUCCUCGAUUUUAAUUGUGGAAGACUUGGAUUGUCUUCAGAAUAGAUUUUUAAUUUAAUAUAAAAAUCAAGAGAUUCUACAUAAAUGGAUAAAGUAAAUAAUGGUUUGUGCCUUUUCAACGACAUAGUCAAGUGCACAAUCUUAUGGUGGAGUACAUGCGUCCUCAGAAGAAACUCAAACCCGAAUUCCUCGAAAACAAAAAUAUUUUCGACAUAUUUCUUCAAGUACAGCCCCUCCACAGUCGUACCAUUAAUACUGAGACACCCUGUAUAUAUUUUUAUCUUCCUUUAAGGAAAGUUACUUUUCUUAAUAGCAUCAAUUAGAAACAAAUUAUCUACUUUGAAAGAAAACCGAUUCCUUUAAUAAUAGUGUAAGACGUAAAACAAGUAAAAUAAGUGAUCUGAUAAAUUGCGUACGUGAUAUCGAAGUUACCUCGAACUUCCAUUUUCAGUUCGCGAGUUAUGAAUUUUUCUUUUAUACGUUGAAUUCCGGUUGACUAAAUUAAUCUACUCCCGCCCAUCGAUGCCCCGGGUUUGAACCGCGCACUCCACAUUGGAUCAGCCGAAAGUUUCCCGUUGGCUGACGCUGCGCUGAUUAAUUAUCCCAACGACACUUCGGAUACCCGCCCGUAUUAAAGAAAACUUUCGCGCAGUUCCUUCGUAGCCCAUUCUAAAUUUAAUCAAUAUCAUGCGGAUUUACCCUUGAAUCUACCGGCAAUCGGGCUUGGCGCGAAGUUAAUUGGAGUAGUUCGAGAAGCAGCUCGAGAAACCCCGAUUAAGCACUAAACUACUCUCAUUACACCUUCCUGUCUCUCCGGAAACCUCUCUAGAUACUACUAACUUGAUUUCAUUGAUGAAAGCCAUGUACCGGUCUCGGCUGCUAUUGCUCUUGUUCAGAACACGUCCGUCAGAUAUGUACACGCCAAUAAAUCUCUCCGGCCCGAUAAACCCGCGUCGCUUCGAAACAAACGUUCGAUAAAAUAUGUAUGGAAAUUGUCAAUAUUUAAUUUAAAAAAUAGACACACGUAUAAAUUGAUGAAUUUGAGAAAUAUAUAUGUCUGCGAAGGAUGAUACGUUGCAAAAGUUGGCAGCUUGUUGCAUUUUCAUCUACGUUUAACAGAAGCGUUGAAAAGUUUAGUUAGCUGGCCGCGUAUGGAUAAAUAAAUCAUAAACGUGUAGUUGCGGACGUUUUCAGAGGCCGGUUAAUUUUCCUGUCUCCGGUGUACUUGUUGCGGGGUCGUAAAACGGACGGCGAGGGCUUAAGUGGUGCUUGAUUGCCGUCCGUCCGUUAGGAAACCAGAUUGUCUGAAAAUUGUAUUUUCAGGCCGACAGUCUCCAUUAGCUUCUUCGAGCUUUACCAAAGAAAAUCGGCGCGCAGUAAUAGCUUUGCUAAUAGACCGUUCGCGUAACUCGAGAUUCUAUAAUUAAUCGAUAUAUCGAAGUAUGCUAUAAUACGCUUCCUUUUCGUUUCACGCCACUUCGAACGAGUUACCCGACGGAGUUUCUAUAAAAUGAUUCACCCGGUUAACGUUAAACUAAUUAAAGCGAGCGUGGGGAAUAACAUUUUUCUAUUAUGACUCCGUAAACGGCGAAACAAGAAAAGAUUGUUAGACGUU